AUGCUGAUUGGCGGUCGCUGGGUCGAGACGGCGACCGAUACCUGGGAGGACGUCUACAACCCGUCGACCGGUCAGGUCAUCGCCCGCACGCCGCACGCCGGCAAGGAAGCAGUUGACGAAGCCGUCGAAGCCGCCGCCAAGGCGCUGCCGGAAUGGGCCGACACGCCCGUCGUCGAGCGCGCCCGGGUGAUGUUCCGCUUCCGCGCGCUGAUGGAAGAGCACUUCGAAGAGCUGGCGACCCUCGUCACGCGCGAGCACGGCAAGACGCUCGCCGAAGCGCGGGCCGAACUCAACCGCGGCGUCGAGAUGGUUGAGUUCGCCGCCGGCAUGCCCGCGAUGCUGAUGGGUCAAACGCUGCCCGACAUCGCGUCGGGCGUUGACGCCGAGUGCGUGAAGCAUCCCGUCGGAGUGUGUGUCGGCAUCACGCCGUACAACUUCCCGAACAUGGUGCCGCUGUGGAUGUUCCCCGUUGCGAUCGCCUGCGGCAACACGUUCGUCUUGAAGCCGUCCGAGAAGACGCCACUCUCCGCGGUGCGGCUCGGUGAGUUGCUGACCGAAGCGGGUUUGCCCGACGGCGUGUUCAACAUCGUUCAUGGCGCGCGGGCGUGUGUCGAGGCAUUGCUAACGCACCCAAAGGUAGCGGCGAUCUCGUUCGUCGGUUCGACGCCCGUCGCGAAGAUCGUCUACGAGACUGGCACGAAGCACGGCAAGCGAGUGCAGGCCGCCGGCGGGGCCAAGAACCACCUCGUCAUCAUGCCCGACGCCGACAUCGAUCAGACCGUCAAGCAACUCGCCGCCAGCGCCUACGGCUGCGCCGGCCAGCGCUGCAUGGCGGGGAGCGUCGCGGUGGCGGUCGGCGGGGCAGGGGACCCGCUCGUCGAGGGCCUCGUCGAUUUCGGCAAGGCGAUGAAGGUCGGCCCCAGCGACCCCGCCGUCUCAAGCGCCGCCGAGACGAUCGGCAUGGGCCCGUUGAUCCGCGACGAUCAUCGCAAGCGGGUCGCAUCGUAUCUUGAUAUCGCUCUGCAAGACGGCGCGACGGUCGCGCUCGAUGGCCGACAAUCGGCGAGUGGCGACGGCUUCGUGCUGGGCCCGAGCGUUGUCGAUCACGUGGCGCCGACGAUGCGUGUCGUGAAGGAAGAGAUCUUCGGCCCCGUGCUCAGCGUCGCCCGCGUCGAGACGCUCGAAGAAGCUCUCGCCCGAGGCGACGGCUGCGAGUUCGGCAAUGGCGCCGUGAUCUUCACGCAGAGCGGCCACGCGGCGCGUGAGUUCAAACGCCGCUUCAACGCCGGCAUGAUCGGCGUCAACGUCGGCGUCCCGGCGCCGAUGGCUUGGUUCCCGUUCACCGGUUGGAACCGCUCGUUCUUCGGCGACCUCCACAUUCAAGGGACCGAGGGCAUCCAGUUCUACACCCGCCAGAAGGUGACGCUCACCCGCUGGCCCAAGCCGAGCGAGUCGCACCACGACCCCGUUUGGCGCAGCGGAAGUCCGAUGUCGAUCAGUCGUCGAGCCUUUGGCGGUAUCGCCGCCGCCACUGCCGGUCUGGCAAUCACUUCCCCAACACGGGCCGAGACGGCCCCUGCGCCGAAGGUCCGCAACCGCAUCGCGGUCUCGACCUACUCCUUUUGGCGGUUCAAGGACGACUCGAAGCUGUCGAUCGAGGAGUGCAUCGAUCAGGCCGCGCGGAUGGGGUUUGAUGGGGUCGAGAUACUCCACAUCCAGAUGGAAAGCGAAGACCCUGGCUACCUGCAACGCCUCAAGCAACAGGCCUUCAUCAACGGUCUCGACCUCUGCGGCCUCAGCACGCACCAGGGUUUUGUCUCCCCCGAUGAAGCGGUCCGGCAGAAGAACAUCGAUCACACGAUCCACACCAUCGAGCUCGCCUACGCCCUCGGCAUCCCGACGAUGCGCGUCAACACGGGGCGCUGGGGGACCAGCGGGGACUUUGAUGAGCUGAUGGCCAACCGCGGCGUCGAGCCGCGGCUGCCGGGCUACACCGACGACGAUGGCUUUGCUUGGGUGAUCGACGCGUUUGAGAAGAUCAUGCCGACGGCCGAGAAGUGCGGCGUGACGCUCGGCCUGGAGAACCACUGGGGUCUCGGCCUGACGCCCGAGGGGGUGCUGCGGAUCGUUGACGCGGUGGACUCCCCCUGGCUCCGCUGCACGCUCGACACGGGCAACUUCCUCGAAGACCCCUACGACCGUCUGGAGAAGAUGGCGCCGGAGACGGUCUUCGUCCAAGCCAAGACCUACCACGGCGGCGGCCUGUGGUAUUCGCUUGAGCUCGACUACCCGCGGAUCGCCGCGAUGCUCCGCCGCCACGACUACCGCGGCUACGUCUCGCUGGAGUUCGAGGGCGAGGAAGACUGGCGGACAGCAAUCCCCAAAAGCCUCGCCGAGCUCCGGGCAGCGUUCGGCUAA
Molecule: messenger RNA, 2418 nt
Organism: Symbiodinium sp. CCMP2456
Lineage: Eukaryota; Dinophyceae; Suessiales; Symbiodiniaceae
Source: the annotation of a GenBank genome assembly